AUGGUCGUCGCUGUCAAGCCCAGAGUUGGAUGGAUCGGAACGGGCGUCAUGGGCGCGAGCAUGGUCGGUCAUAUCCUGAAACACGGCUAUGACGUGACGGUGUUCAACCGCACACCCGCCAAGUGCAAAGACCUGGUGAAGGAAGGCGCGCAGGUUGCCAGCUCCCCCGCCGAAGUGGCAAAGGUGUCCGACAUUGUGUUUGGCAUUGUGGGCUACCCGAGCGACGUUCGCAAGGUGUUCUUGGACCCGGAGCAAGGCGUGUUGUCGUCGAUCAAGGCAGGAGGCGUCAUUGUUGACAUGACCACUAGCGAACCGUCACUAGCCAAGGAGAUCUACGAGACGGCCAAGCAAAAGGGCGUCUCGAGUCUGGACGCCCCUGUUUCAGGCGGCGACGUGGGUGCACGUGAGGCCACGCUGUCCAUUAUGGUCGGGGGAGACACGGCCACUGUCGAGUCAACGCGGCCGCUGUUCCAGCUCAUGGGCAAGAACAUCUGCCACAUGGGCGGAGCUGGCGCUGGCCAGCACACGAAAAUGGUCAACCAGAUCCUGAUCGCCACGAACAUGAUCGGCGUCGUCGAGGGUCUUCUCUAUGCGCACAAGAGCGGCUUGGACGCGGAGAAAGUCAUUCGCGCCGUGAGCGCAGGGGCUGCAGGCUCGUGGUCGGUCAGCAAUCUUGGCCCGCGCAUCGCCAAGCGCAACUUCGACCCGGGCUUCUUUGUCGAGCACUUUGUCAAGGACAUGGGCAUCGCGCUGAAAGAGGCCGCGAGUAUGAACCUCGCUCUUCCUGGCCUCGCGCUCGCGAACCAGCUGUACGUGGCGGUGAAGGCCCAAGGCCACGGCCGCUUGGGGACGCACGCGCUCAUGCUCGCGCUCGAGCAGCUGAACGGCAUUGCCCCGUCUGCCGCGCGCCCUCCAUCACCCCGUUCACUUGCCUUUGACAGUAUGGACGGCCCGGCCCAAGCGCUCGAGCAGCCGCUCGUGGACGACGCCCCGCGCGUGCCGUUGGGCAACGCCAAUGGCUGUCACGCCAUGUACAAUCCGCUCGUGGAUGCGGGCGACGAAGAAGAGAAGCAGGAGACGCAAGGGCCGAGUCAGACGGGCCGCCCACACGUGCAGAAGCAGCCGCCGCCGCACAAGAUGCCAUAUGCCGCUCCGAGUGUUCAUCCAUAUGCUGUGCCUCAGUACGAUCCCCAUGGUGGCUACAGUGGAAGUGCUGGCAAUGGAUGGGGCGGUGGCCAAAGCGAGGAGAGCAGAGGCGACCAAGGAGUCUUGGUGGACAUUGUCUUUAGUGGCCUGUACACGCUGGCCGCGGUGUUUACGAUCGUCCAGGGCUUCGGCAUGCUCAUUCACUUCACAUACGCUUCGGUGUCGCUGGGGUUGUACACGAUGGCGUUCGGUACCGCGAUUAUUAUGUACGACCUCAAGUCGGUGGUAAAUGGCGUGAGCGUCGAGAUGUACUUGCCGUUCCUGGGCAACUACAUUGGCCGCGCUGCGACCGUUCUGUUCUUUGCCGUGUUGUGUGCCCAGACGUACGAGUACGCGGGCUGGACCAAGUUCUUUGUGUUGUACAACUUGUUGGUCGCUACACUGCAGGGAUUCGUGUACUUUACGACGAAGACAGUGACGCCGAGUCAGCCCCAAAUGGACGGUCUACCCGACUUGUAA
Molecule: messenger RNA, 1665 nt
Organism: Hyaloperonospora brassicae
Lineage: Eukaryota; Oomycota; Peronosporomycetes; Peronosporales; Peronosporaceae
Source: the annotation of a GenBank genome assembly